GUGACUAAAAGCUCCACCUCUGUCAAAUACAGUGCCUCACCUUCCACUUAGUGUCAUGCUUAAUCCUGCACACACAGGUAGAACAGGUGUGCAGCCCCAGACCUCCUGAGUGCCUAACUGAGCCCACUACAUGAUCACGGUGUUUUUUACCGCCCUCCCAGGGCUGCUCCUUCUCCCUCUCCUCAUCAGCUUUAUAUUCCCUUUCAUCUUCCAGGACUUGGCCAACUUCUAUACUAUCCUACGUUUUGGCAUAAGGAACAAAAAAUAUGAACGCAAAAAACCUGCCUAUACAAUUUUGGAUAUGUUCUUGGAUAAGGUGGACAGGUUUCCAGACAAGCCCUUUAUUUUAUACAAAGAUGAAGUCUAUUCUUACUCCAAGGUGGACAAGCUCAGCAACCAGGCAGCCAGAGCCCUGCGGAAGCAUGGUGCUGUGAAAUCAGGGGACUGUGUGGCUAUCUUCAUGAACAACUCACCUGCUUAUGUCUGGAUCUACCUUGGUUUGUCUAAACUGGCGUGUUCUUUGGCUUUAAUCAACACUAACAUUAGAGGUCAAUCCUUUCUACAUUGUUUCCGAUGCAGUGGGGCUAAGAUCAUCAUUGCUGAUCCAGGUGAGCAUUUCAAUUACCUCCACGUGCUUAGAUCGCCCUGAAGAUGCCUUAUUAUAGUAUCACUUGUAAAUGAGAGAGUGUAUACAAUGGAUGCAUGCUUAAAAAUAUUUCCGGUUUACUUACAAAAGUGAAUUGUCAGAAAUGCAAUGCAAAUUCAAACAGUAUUUUUCGCUAGAGUAAAGAUUGUCAGGAAUUCAAAGUGAAUUUCAAAUUCAAAACAAAAUAGCCGAAUUGUAAAAAUUCUCCAAGCCAGACUAUGCUUCUAGUUACUACUUUACCUUAAACAUACACUUUACAGGAUUAUUCACUAAAGUGAGAAUUCAAAGUGAAUUCAAAAUGUUACAUACAUACAAAUUGGUGGAGUAUCUUGGUAUACAAUGACAUACAUACAUACAAAUUGGUGGAGUAUCUUGGUAUUCAUUGAAGCCACUCGCUACAACUCAGUACUUGUAUUAUUUUGAAUUCAAAAUGUUAGGCUGAAAUAAAUGAAUUGAAAACAUAACAGCUAGGCUAUUGUGGCUUAGAAUUUGAAAUUCACUUUCAAUUUCUAACAAAUCACACAGUUAUGAAUCACCCUUGUGUCUGUGAAAUCAUGGUACUAAGUGUGUUUAACCUCCAGCAACAAAAACAAGGCAUCUUCUGAUUGGUUGCUGAAAUGCACAGUAUUCCUGAAUUAUUGACACUUUCAGGACUGCGGACAUGUCAGAAUUGUUGCCAUCACAAGUCAUGUCCCCAAGCCAUAUAAUUGAAGAGGUUAAAUAUGCAGCAGAAAAAAAAGCUCAGUUCAGUUAGUCCAUAAAUGAAACAGAUUUGCGACAAUAUAUAAGUAUGCUAAUGUAAAACAACAACAAAAAAGAGUGUUUGUGUGUGUGUGUGUGUGUGUGUGUGAGAAUAUGUGUGUAUACGUAUAUAUAUAUAUAUAAAAUGUAUGUGACUGAAUGUGCUAUUUCUCUAUCAUGCCCAUUGGGAGAAGUAGGUGGAGGAACAAACACUGUACAGAAGUAGUGGAUAAUUGCAGUAAUUGUAAGUGCUUUAGAAUCUGUAUUAAGGUAAUUAAAACAAAUGCCCCCCUUUAGUACAAUAUGCAUCUAUCUAUAUAUUUAUCUAUCUAUAUAUAAUAUUCUUAAGGGAUACAGUGUCUGGGGACACGUUCAGGGAUUGGCUCAUUUGAUGUUACAGUUAACCCAUUUGAAACCUGUUCUGUGAGUGGAGAACUCGGAGAGCAGGUUUCUCGCAGAAUUCUGCCUUUAUAUAAACCGGGGUGACAGCUGCAGCUUGUGUUUUCACUUUUAUUCAUUCAUUCACCUUUCCCAGCAGUACAUUAACAAACAAAAGUUAUUUCUGUAUAUUUCAACAUACAAUUUUCAUUAGAACAUUUUUUUUUUUUUUUAUAUUUAAUCAGAGGGUCUUAUUCCUUGUAAUCUGAUAAUUAGAGAAAAUGCAAAAUGAUCUUUGAUACGCUGCUCCCUGUAUCCUUACUGCGGCCUUUGGCAGGAGUGCUUUUAACCUGGGGUUGCCAGAUGUUCCACUGUGUUUUAUUGGACACAGGUCAAUUCUUUAUUCUGUUGGGUGAAAUGUCAAAAGUACUGCACCUUACCUUUCAUAGGCCGCAGAAUGUAAAGUAAUUGACUAAUCGAUAUGUUUUCGUUGUAACUGUAGAAUUGAUAGCUUGAUAGUGUUGCUUCCUGAAGCAUAUGAAUUAUGCAUACACAGGGAAGCAUUUUUCAUGUGUGGUCCAAACCCCAAUUGUAUUUGUAAGUGUUGUGUGUUCGGGAAGAUGUUGUGGAUCUGGCUAUCUUAUAUGGACAUUCUAGAUUGAAUUUUACAGUAAUCUAGAAUGUAUUGAUCAGUCUUCAAUCUAUUGGGCACAGCAGAUGUAUCUGAGAGCUGUAAUUCAAUUGUCAGCUUUCACAUUUAGAAAACUAACAACUUACAACUCACAGAAACCUUGCUCAUUAUGUUAUUAGAAGCAGUAUAUUUGAAGCAAAAGGGGAAAUAUAAUUAACCUAUCCUACUCGUUACAUUUAAAGGACCACUCCAGACCCCUUUAUUUGUAAAGAGUGCGUCCUCUUUUGAUCAUUUAAAAAAAAUUAAAAAUGCAUAUUUAAAUUAGAACUUUUACACUUUGUGUUAUCACCCUGGCUGUCAAUUAGACAACUGGUCCUGAUGCUUCCUGGUUUGGUUAGCUCAGUGAAGCUAAACUCAAGAGGCAGACAAUUGCCUUACAAAUACUUCUCAUUGAGCUGCAUUGGAAAGUCUAUGAUUGGACUGCUAAAGUUUGGAAAGUCUGGGCUGGGGUGAAUGGACGCAUUAGUACUCCGUCUGAGUACCUCCUUUAAAGGUUUCCUCUUGCUGGAGAACACAGCGCAGAAUUAAUAUUAAUUAAUUAAUAAUAAAUCAGACGACAUUUGGUGAAGGGUAAAACACAAUUUAUUGGGACACAGGCACACACUUAUAGGGACAAUCACAAAAGGAGGUUGUUAACUAGAACAAUGAAUAUCCCAAUUCAGCCUUUCAUAAAUAUGCAGAUUUUGUACUUUAUAUGAUUCACAUUUGAGAAUUGCUUAUCUUAAUGCAGACACUGGAAGCAACCAAAUUAUGUGUUGAUUCACCUGAUCAAAUUCCAACCAACUUGUACAUUCAGUCAAAAUGCUAAUUCAAUUUGUAAUUCUUUUGUUUUGCUUAUCUGGUCAAUAUCCAGGGUUACUUAAUAAAUUCUAAUGCUAAACCACAAGCUAUGACGAGUUGACAAACAUUUAGAAAACUUUAGGCUAAAAAAAGUUGACUUUCAAAAACUUGGAAAACUUGCAAUUUGGGUACUAGCUAUUUUUAAAUUUUUAACACAUAGGAGUUAUGACUAACAACAAAUACCAACGACAAAUUUAUAUGAAACUCUAAUAUGCAAACAAGAGUAGAAUUCCACUUGGAACAAGCUAAACUUAUGGGGAUCUUUAUGUCCCCAUCAUAUUAUUGAAGCACAGUUAGUUUGCUCAUGCACAUUGACCACAGCUUGUCCUUCACCUCUUAAUCCGUUGAGCUCUAGAACACUUUAGGAUUUGCGUACUCUCAUCUACAACUUAGGACUCAGAAAUGUCUUGGUGGUGGACGCAGCACUUUUAUAUGUGGUAACCUAUAUUUCCAACAAUGCAAAAACGCCCAAAACUAAGUGAAUAAAUUACUGAUACCUUGCUCCUCUCCAAGGAGCUAUAAUCUUUUACACCAAGGGGUACUUUCAUAAGAAAGUAGGGCAAAGUCAUAAGUAUAUGCAUGCUACUAGACUCCCAUCACCUACCUACUAAUAGGUUUCCAUGGAAGCACGGUAUGGAAACACAACUGAUGCAGUGCCUGUCACAUUUUCACCAAUUAAAAUAUAUUAUUCGUGCCAUGAGUUACAAAUACCCCAAUUUUAAUAGACCAUAGUUAGCAUUAAUUAUUCAUUAUUGUGCGAGCAGGGUUAAUAUCGCAGGUGUGAAGUUUAUUAAUACAGCUUCAUGUAAUCCUCUGAAAUCUUUCAAAUAUAUCAUUUAAUAACCUGUUUCAUAGAACAUGCUAGAUUUUAGGAUGUACCCCUUGGCUGAAACUCUAGGGCGCUACGUAUUAGUGGGAUCUGCAAUGUAUAAUUUUAUAAAAUGAUACACAUUCCCCUGCCCUGUGUUUUAUUGGACCCUGACAGUAUCUCAGGUUACUUGAAAUGGUCUUGGAACUAGUUUACAGGAGGUUUCUGGAUAUCAGGUAUAUCUGAACAAUUAAUACUAAUUAUGUACAUGCUAUAUAUGCACUUUGCAAAUCCCUUCCUGGUUGGCAAGAGCAACAGACCAGCACUUAAACCUUUCUUUAUAACAGGCAUUCUAGGGCUUAAGGUCAUAUUUACAAAACAUAACCUUGCAGCCUAUGUAAACCUCCUCAAAUUCCUUCUAUUCAUCACAACAAACCGAUCAACAUAUCACCUUUAAUCCUCUGACUGCUUGUGGGACAUGCAAAGUAUUUAACUAACUAAAUACCAAAGGCCUGUACACGGUAGCCACUUUAACUAAUUAGGUUCCCAUAUCACUGUUAAACCACUUAGUCACAGUUUAAUAUAGAUGCUCUCUGUCCCUGGCAGUCUGCAGUCUGAUCAUAGUUACAAUGUGGCAGAGGUGGAAUUAUGAUCCAUCUCAUGCCAUAUCAGUUCAAGCCAGGGAUUGGGGUAGUGAUUAGUUGAGAGCCAUAUUAUGAUUUGCCAGGGCCCCACACAGGAUUCCAUGUUGGUGCCCUCCGCUCUAUUCUGCGAAUGGGGGUGGCUGAGUGUCUCGUGUAGUGGAGAGUGCGUGUUGUGUUUGUGGGUGAUUGAGUGUGCAGUGUUGUGUGUGUGGAGGAGAGAGCUGUAUGUGGGGGACCUAAUUGUUUUCUGUGUGUUUAUGUGUGUUGGCUGAAUUUUGUAUGUGGAUAGGAGUUUGAGUGUGGCUUAGUGUUGUGCGCGUUUGUGAGUAUGAUGUCUGAGUGUACUGUGGGAAUGGUGGUUAAGUGUCCCCCCCAAACUCCAUGUUCCCACACAUCUUUACCUAUUUUAUCCAUUUGCCCCCCACUUUUUCUUACAUUUUGUCAUGGGGGGUAUCUCUGAUGGGCUAGUGGAGUGCACUCUCUGGGGUGUUAUACCUGCUGGUCUGGUGGAGGGGGGUGUUGAGGUGUGCGGCUGUGGAGCUCUGAAUGACUAAGAAGUGUUGGGGGACUGAGAGGAAGUACUUAAAGUGAUCUGGUCCCAAUAUAAGUAGAGUUACGAUAUCCACCAUUUUUUUAGACACAUAUCACAUAUAUAUAUUGAUGGGCAGCGCAUGAAAAGGAUUGCUCUGCAGUAUGUAGAAUUCAGAAGAAGGUGUGUGAGAUUAAGUAAUUAGGCAAUUAAGAAUCCUGCAGAAUAUGCUUUAUAAAUACAUGGUAACCCUAAAUAUAGGAUAUAUAUGCAGCCCACAAUGCUCGCUCACACAUUUUGUUUUAGGUACACAGCUGUUGGGGAAAACACUAUAUAUAUAUAACUUUAGUGCAUUGCAUUAUUAAUUAGAGAAAGCUGAUACACUUGUCAUUUACAUUUAUAUUCUGGUGUUGGCUUGGUUUCUGACCCUGCGUUUAUCUUUAACCCUUUUCUGUCUUAUUUGCCUGUCUGACUGAUUACUGUGUACCCGACUCUUGCUAUUUCUUGUUAUCGCUAUCUCUCUGUUACCCUGACCUCGUCUGUUAGUCUGUUGUUGGGGUUUUGUUUUUAUAACAAAAAAGAGAACGAGCCAGAGUGUGAAUGGGCAAGAGGGGCACAGGUGAGAUAAACAAAAACCGGAGUAAAGAGUAAGAAGUGGGAGACGCAUUGAGCCUGCAUUGAGCACAUUGCCCUGUGCUCUUUGGAAUACGGAUAUUGUGCAAAUUCUUAAAGUGCCUCGCUUACGCCUAAACCAACACAACCUACAUUAUUAACAGGCUCUGUGCAAGGUCGAAGGUCAACUAAAUUGUAGUGUUUCCAACUCCUCUUGCACUGAAAGGCUGAAUAAGUGAAUAAUUUAGUAAAGACAAUAAUUAUGUUCAAGCAGGAUUUGUGCUGGUGAUUGCACAAUUCACAGUUCAGCUCACUAUCAUGUUGCUAGCUAGGGUCUGCUCCUUUAGGUUUGCUAUGCAAUCUGUUGUUGCUUAACACAAUAACUGUGACAAAGUUCAAACGUUAGCAGAUAAGUCAGUUUUAAAUGGUGGAGUAUAGCCUUCUCAGAUUUACAGCCAGCAUAAAUGACUUCAGGUAUUAGUAGUUUAUUGGUGAGGCAACACAUGAUCUGGGAGACAUAUAAAUUGCCUUUUGUAGGGGCAUGGGAUCAUCACAGUGUAGGGACAUCAUUUGGAAUAAUUUGGGCUAAUGCAGGGAACUGGACUAGCCCCCAAACAAAUUUGUAAGGAUCACGGGUGCCCUGUUAAUCGCAAUAUAAAAUUGCAGAAAAGUAAAAUGUGGAGCUGAGUUGCAACUUAUCUCCAAGGUUAAAGGGAUACUUUAGUGUCAGAAAUACAAAUAUAUAAUCCUGGCACCCUUUAUUCACCGAUGUUGGUGGGGGGUAUACAGAAGGAGACUCUGCAUCCCCCUUCCCUUGCCUCCACCUCCUCCCCUCAUCCCUCCCCACCCACAUCGGUGAAUAAAGGGUUAAAAACCUUUUUGUUUAUUUACCUGAUCCCAGCGCCGAUCUCCCUCCCUCUGCUUCCUCCGGUGUGUUUACCCUGAGGCAAACAAGGCAUUUGCCUUGGGCGGCACUUCCUGGGGGGCGGCAAAAAAUGCCUUGCCAGCCUCUUGUCCUGGGGAAAACUAAUCCUCGUUCAGCUCCCUCGCACGCACCACAGUUAUGCCGGAUCGGAAUAUGAUGUCACUCCCGCCCCGGCAUCACCAUGCGGCGCGCGAGGGAGCUGAAGAGGAGGAUCAGUGCUCCCUCGCCAACUGCAGUGACCGGCCGGCCGCCCAGCAGCCCCACUGGACCACAGGGAAAGUGAUCAUUCACCCCAGCAUUCCUAAAGGUAGGGAGGCUGGGGGGAUUGAAUUUUAAAAAAGUGUGUGUGUCUGUUAGUGAGUGUGUGUGAGUUUGUGUGUGUGUGUCUGUUAGUGAGUGUGUGGGUGUCUGUUAGUAAGUGUGUGUGUGUGUGUCUGUUAGUGAGUGUGUGUGGGUGUCUGUUAGUGUGUGUGUCUGUUAGUGAGUGUGUGUCUGUUAGGCAGUGUGGGUAUAGUGUGUGUGGGCUACUAUGUGUGGGUGGGAAAUAUGUGGGGGGGCAGUGUGUGAAUGUGAAAGUUUUUGUGUGUGUGGGGGUAGGGGGAAAGAUAAAAUUUUAAAUUAAAAUAAUUCAUCUUUAUAUCCCCCUUUCUUCUUACCUUUUCUGAGGGAGGUUCUUGCGCAAUCCCUGGUGAUCCUCAUGGAGAAUCCCUGGCGGUUCUAGUGGGGAGUGCAGCUCAGGCUAGAGUUUACUCUCGCGAGAUUUGGAGUGUUGCAGUGGUAACUGUGGCAACGCUCCGUGCUCGGGAGAGGAGGACACAGAGGAGCUGCAUGCUGAGCUCCCGGGUCCUCUCACCCUCCCCUGCCGGCUGUCAGCAAUGUGCCUGUGGGCCAGAGGGGAGAUCUCUGAUCUUCCCUCUGGUCCGUGAAGGCUCAUAGCAGAGCCGGUGCUUGGAUACCACCGGACCUACAGGGGAGAGCAUCGGCUCUUGGGGGGGGCAAUUGUCCUGUUGUCCCCCCCCCCCCGGAUCUGCCACUAAGCGGCCUGGGGGGCAAUUGCCUCCCUGCCCCCCAUCCCAGCCCGCCCCUGUUCUCAUCUAUGUGGUAAAGCAGAUGCUCUAUUAGCUGAUAACACGCACAGCUAGGAAACAGGGACUAAUGUUAUCAGACUUAAAACAGAUAAAACCAUAAACUGGCAAAAUAUUAAAUGACAAAAAGAAAAGGUGUCCUGGGGUGCACUGUGUGUGUCUGCAGCUACACUGAUCCCUCCCACAACAUGACAAGACACUAUCUCCUUCUGCUCUACGGAGACUAAUCUUAUCCAAUACAUUACUGUCCAGUUUAUCCUCAAAGUGCAGUUUAGGUCAUCACACAGAAUGAUUGGAACUGCUCAAUUAGGUGAUAUAGCGGAGAUAUGGCUGCAUUCACUAUUUAGUGAAUAAGGCUGUUUUUUUUCUUUCCUGUGAGCCAUAGAGCGCACAUGUGCAGCCAGCGGCUCUGCUCACUCUCCAGGGAACAUUCAGUCUUCCCUAUUGUGCAUACAGCAUGCACAGUCAGGACAACAUGACACUGACAACCCAGAACUAAGAAGUCUAUUCACUAAAUGCAAAUUGCAAACAAUUUGUCUACAGUUCGGCCCUCUGUUGAAAUCCGCUAAACCCCCCUGGCUGACUUGGCUAUUCACAAACAGCCCAGAUUGCAACAUAAAUGGCUUUGUUCGGUUGUUCACACAGAUCAGGAGGUUGAACCUAAAACUUGAGUGAGGGAGCAGCAAGAGGUGUCGGGCUGCUGGCAAUGACGGCCCCUGGCGCUUGUCGCUCAGCUGUGUGCUGUUACCUCCUCUUCCAGCAGUGUUUGCUGUCUGGCACAGGGCUAUGUGCGGAUCUGAACAGGAGGCCUAGACAAAAUAUAAUGAACCCCUGGAAGAGGGGCUCAGCCCACAUGCACAAAUAGUAGAGCAAGUGUGAGAAAUGACCAAGGGAGGUGACAUGGCAAGACUGGGCUGUACUCAGGCUCAGCCGACUGGUGCACGGAGGCAGGCUGGGGAUAAAUGACGGCAAUGUUCCCUUUUUCUUAGUUGGUCUGCCCAGAGAUUUUCUCUUAAUGUUUGUGCGAAUGUAAACCUGAAAUUGUUUCUUGAUAAUGUUGGAACAGUUCAGCCUCUCUAUACAGAAUUACUGUGUAAUAAUGUAGUAUUAGUAGUUACACAAUAGUAUUACUGUACAAUUAUGCUAAUGCCCAUUUUGGUCUGUCAGUCGCUCCAUAGAAAGUGCCUGCACAGACAAGGGGUACACAUAAUUAAAAGUUUGCAAGUAAAAAUUUCCAGCUUGUUGCCUAUGUACUUCGCCAUGAAGCUUCAGCCCAAUUUCACCACAGUAAAUAGCAAUUUAAUCCAUAAAACAAAUUCACCUUGCAUUUAACCAAAAUACAAUAUUGGCAGCUUGUUGACUGUAUUUGGGCAAGCAUGUUAAUUCCACAAAUUGGGCAGAAACAGUGAAUGCAGUCCAAUAAAUGGUGAUAUAUACAUAAUAAAUCAAAUUCAGCUGACACAAUUAUAGCAAGCAUUAUAUGGAGACGAUGAGAGUUGCCAGGUAUCCAUAGAAUUUGCAAAAUUCUUUGCACUUUGCAUAAUAAAUGGUGAUUUAUACAUGAAUGCGUCUUAAAAACAAAAAAAAAUAAUCUUGAUAGAAUGAGAUAUGUCCAAAGCACACAGGAUAAACAAACAGUCCAAUUCAACAGCAGACAACAAUAGCAAGCAUAAUAUGGAAUCACCCAUAGAUUUUUCAAAAGGAGCUCUUUGCCAAGAAAAUGGUGAUACCUACAUUAAUACUUCUCAAACACAGACGCACACUCUUAAUGACAGAAACACAAUCUCACUGAUUUGAAACACACACUAAUAGACACACACUCACUGACAGACACACACUCUCAAUGACAGAAACACAGUCUCACUGAUUUGAAAACACACACUGACAGAGACACACUGACACAAACUCUUUUUUUCUUCCCUUGGGUCCAGUAAGGGGAUUUUUUCCCCCUGGGUUCCAGUGGGCAAUGGGCUUUCUACUUCCUCUCUACUCCCUCGCAUACUCUGUUGUGAUGCUGUGGUCGGAGUGACUUCAUAUUCCGGGUCCCGGCAUUACUACAGAGGAAGCGCGAGGGAGCAGAGAGGAACUGGAAGCAAGUCAUUAGAGCUCCCUCGCGCACCCAAUGAAUUCCUUGUCUCCUCCCACUUCCGGGGUGACCUCAGGUGGCUGGCCAACCACCUCCUGGGCCCCCUGUGAUAGCUAUUGACCUGUUCCUUGUGGUGCCCCCUCAUUAUGGCCAACGCCACAAGGAGCUGUAUGCAGGGCCGGAUUAACAUAGGGACUGAUGGAGCUGAAGCUUAAAUAAAUGUAAAAAAAAAAGUUUGUAAAAAAUUUUUUUUUUAAACUACUUCUCUCUACGUCCUCUUGCUUAAGUAUGGAAAUUUAAGAGGUGUGGACUGGCUGACAAUGAAAUUAGUUAAGGUAAAGCAAAUGCUCUUGCUGCUUAAGUCUCUCUAAUACUGUGACAUGUUCCCUUUCUUCUACACUCACUACAUACACUUUUUCUCUGUCCAGACUGUAUAACAGGAGCUUCUGCCUGUUAGUAAGAAGAUGAGUGGAGCAGCGAGUGCCAGGGGACAGUCCGAGAGCCCACCAGUAUUGCAUUAUACAAAAUAUUUUCAUAGAUCUUGGCCCAAAUAACCCACUUUUAGAAAUGAGAAUAAACUCAGGAUAUAUAUAAUCACACUUUUAUUUAAUUAACAUAAAUCGCAACUGCCUUUACUUCAAAUGUAAAACUGUGCUAGGAAGUGUGUAGUUGUUUUCUGUUUCACCACUGGUCGCAUUUUAUUUUUUGGGUGGGGGUGCAAACAGGCCCAGACUGGCCAUAGGGCAAACGCUGGUGUGCUGAAGAGCCAUCGCCACAGGCAAGCAAAGUGCUGGACUGCAGGCUAUGGUCUCAGUUCUCCCUGCCUUGAUUACAAGGGGACACCAGAGGAACUAAACCCUAGCCUGCAGGGCUGGUGGCUCACGGCCCUAUCAUCUCUCCCACUGUGUUUGCAAUACAGGGAUGAGCAUAUGGCCGCUGGACCUUCUAAAACUUAACAGACUGACUUCUAAUUUGUUCAUAGAGACUUCACUCUAGGGAUGCAACUCCAGCGUCACCAGGACCAUGCGAAGUGUCAUUGUCCACCCAGAUGGCAACUGGCACAUGACUACCAGCCAACACCUCCCUAAAAGGACUAUAAACACUGAGGCUUCCCGUCCCAUACUGUGCCUUUGCACUACCUGAACUUGUUGAGUCAAACUGACCACCCUGCGUCCAUCAGCGACUAAUAAGAGGCUCCUUCAGGCACAAUGCACCCGCCUGUGAGCUACCCAGAAAUCAUAUGUAACUGUGUAUUGGAUUGCAGGUCUCUGUGAAAACUUCACCUGGGCAGUGCUGUGUCCCAGGACAAUCAAACAGGACGCUAUUUGGAAGGGAGACCAAGGAGAUGGCGAGGACUCCUAGGACUAGAGGGAUCUCCCUGUCUCUGAGCCACCAUACGCUAUUCUUUAUGAGCGGCACUUUCCAUUCACUGGCCUGGGAUGGUCAAACUUUCUCUCAUGAUUGCUCGGGCCAGACCCCACUGAUCCAGGCGCUUUUGGUACUGGUUAAAUCUUUGUAGAGGAUGGAAGAUUUCAUGGAUUCUGUUGUAAGGCACCCUGGUGUCUGGCAGCCAAUUAAAUUAUCUAGGUUUGGUUUAUUGAGUUAUGUUUCAGACACCAAGGCUCCGGGGUGGGGAAUGCAUUGUCACUAUGAUGGAGAUGCUGAUUGGCAGAGCAUGGUGUUUUGCUGCAUAUGCACAAUAGCCUCCAAAUGCUUUCCUAUGGAAAAAAACAUUGUAUUGGCUGAGAUCAUCAAGAUUUGUGAGCAUUUGGGGAGCACAAAUUGAGCUAGCACCCAUUGAUGUUACUUUAUUCUGUGUGUAUUCUGUUUUGUACAACUAUUUUUGUAAGUAGGGCCUACUACCCUCUCUCCCCAGCUCUUUUUGCACAACAUGGACAAAACUGGAAGAUAGAAUUUCACCUGCCUGAUUAACAGCUGUAGAGAAAUUUUUUUUUUUUUUUUUUUAAAGGCUAGACCUAUUCCAAUAAGUAACAUUUUGAAUACUAUUAACUGUUUAUAGUUUUAUCCUCACAUUAUCUGGAAUAUUUACCCACACUUGGAGAUUAAAUCAGUGAUGUAUGUUACAUUGCCAAGAAUCUUCUAAAGCUUCCAAUCAGGAGUCUCUUCAUUUUUACAUCUAGAGUGGAGGGAAGGGUACUCUCUGCACCAUCAACUUUGCAAUAAUGUUUGCAAAGUUGUUAUGGUACAAACUGGCCCUCUAGGCCAGGGGUAGGCAACCUUUGGCACUCCAGAUGUUUUGGACUACAUCCCCCUUAAUGCUCUGACACCCAUAGUGCUGGCAAAGCAUCAUGGGAGGUGUAGUCCAAAACAUCUGGUGUUCCGAAGGUUGCCAAUUCCUGUUCUAGGCAAAUGUAGAUAAGGCAUAUUUCUGUUUGUUUGCAAAACACUUUUAGAAUCUGCUCCGAGAUAAAAUAAAACAAAAAUGAAGACCAUCUAUAUAAAUUAACUCAUUCCAAAUACCGUAAUUAUUUGAGACCGAAGAGUAAAUGAAUAUAUGAUGCUGAACUGCAAACAAUCAAAGUUCAUUCUAAGCUCAGUUAAGAUAAGAAUAAAAUGGAUAACUAGAAAGACAAAAAGCAGCUGGUUUGCAAUUCCUCCCUAUGCAGAGCUGUAUCUGAUAUUUAAAGAGUUACUCCAACCCUUAUGAAGGGGCAUUAUUCUUCAUGUCCCCCCUCCAGAUUGCUACAUAAAAGAAGUUGUACUUACCUGGAAUUCAUGCCGGGCAAAGCUCCCAACUCGCCUUAUCACGACCCCUUCUGACGUCACGGCAGCCAUUGUGCUUCCAAUCAAAAGUGUCUCAUAGAGAAGCCUUUAAUUGGACGAUUUAGCCAGCUCCGAGUGCAUCUGCACCCUGUGGCUAUGUACAUACUUUCUCUUUAACUAAUGGUUAAGUAAUAUUCUAGACUAGUUUUAGAAUUGAUCUGAUGGACCAAAAUGUUGAUUUGCUUAAACUAAUGUGUAUUUUGUUUUUACAUUUUCUAAAAUGUGUACAACAUACAUUAUCAGUGUGCUUCUAUUAAUUGUAUAGAUGUUUGCAGGUAUUUUAAUACCCCGGUCACCUUCAGCAUGUGUGAGUAAUAGAUUUUGGUGAUAUGAGAGAUUAGGGAUGAGACCCUCAGAGCUUUGUGUGAUUACAGAAAAAUCUACAUUCAGCAUACCAAUACAAAUGUCAUAUUGUAUAUAAUUUGAUCUGCAAGUAAGAGGCAGGUAAUCUAAUCUCACUCAACACACUUCCUAAUAGGUACAUACUCCUUGCUAAACAAUGCAUGUUAUCACAAUUCAACAGAUGAAUUCACUAAAGCGGGAAUUUAAAGUGAAACCAACUCCUCUAGAUUGUAAGCUUGUCUGAGCAGACUCCUCCUCAACCUAUUCCUGUCAAAAUUUGAAAUCGUUUGUUUCAUUAUUAUUGGCAAUUAUAAAGCACUAACAUAUUACUCUGAGCGGUACAUUUGUGGAAAAAUACUGUACAAUAUAUACUGACCAAUACAAAAGGUAAAGAGAGUCCAGGACACAUGACAUGUGUGACAUGUCAUGAUUCCCUUUUAUUCCAGAAGUUUGGUCCUUAAGGGGUUAAGCUGAGAUCUAGGCUUUUUUUUUUCUUUACAUUAGCUGAUAAAUUUAAUGUCCCACUCUAUAUUAUUUUAAAUCUCUGAAGAAUAUGUUUGUGUUAUACAAAUAAAAAUGCAUAUCCUUCCAAUUUGAACAGAUUCCAGUCUAAUUCAGAAAAAUCUCUAUUACCAUAGCUGGUAAUAGUUGGAUUUUUGAUGUUUGGAAAAUUCAAAGUUGGUCUGUCAUUAAACGUAAUAUAGGAAUAUAUAUAUAUUAGAUAUAAAAAGUUGUGAUUUACAAUACAAAUGGUCAAGCGCUAAGGGGUACAAAGCUCCUCCAUAAGUCUCAUUCAACCCCACCUCAGCCCCUCCAUUUGUCUCAUUAACCUGCCCCCCAAUGCAGGCUCACCUCUAUCAUGCAGUGUGGCCGAGGUUUGGUCCGCGGUAGAAGAGCUUGUCUCCCUUUACCCUGACUGACAGGAAGCAGUUUGUCUCCCCCUGCGCGCACUUCUUAUCAGACCAAGUAGAGAGAAACAGAGACACCUCUACCCUGGUCAUGACGCUCGGGAGGUAGAACUUUGUUUUAGUGUUUUCUAUCGAAAAGAUUCUGUAAUUAGGCCCAUCAUUGUCAGCACUAAGCCCAAUGGGCUCUUAAUCUGGCCCUGACUCUGCAGGGUUAGAAUCAAGACUUGUUUCAAAAUCCAUCCAGGGAAACAGCAUAAUCGUAAUGGUAAUUUUUGUUUAUAACUGGAUUUAUUAUGCAGUUUAUGUUUUGUUUUUUAGAACAAGCUUUCCUCUAAAUAAUUCAUUACCAUUUUAGAAAAAAGAUCACCCAUGAUAUUCAAUCACAUUCCUUAUUGUAAACCCUUUUCAUUGUUAUAUCUACUAAAACAUUGCUCUGCUAAUACUCAUUUAAUUGAACGUUCUCUAUUAUUUUCCUUUUCUGCCAUAGAGCUCCGGGAUGUCAUUGAAGAAUUGAUGCCAGAACUAAAGAAAGAAAAUGUCAGAGUGUUUUUUGUAACAGACACAGCCAUCAAUGAGGACAGUGAAACGUUACUUGACAAAGUAAAGGCUGCAUCAGAUGAAUCCGUCCCCAAAUCCUUGCGCUCAUUUAUCACAGGAAAAUCUCUUGCCAUGUACAUUUACACCUCUGGAACCACAGGUAUUUGCAGAAAUUAUAAAGCAACAAAACCGCUUCAGUUAUUUGAAGUGGUCGUGGUGCCUGGAGUCUGUAUGUGCAGUAUUCCACUGUGAAAUGUUGCAUGCCUAAACAUGCCUAAUCUAACCCCUCUGCUACCCGUGGUGUAACUCCACCUUCAGCAGCGUCAUUAGACCUCCGGAACUAGAGUUCUGGAAUGGCUGAAUUCUAUUCCGGACAUAUUCCAAUACACAGAAAAGCACUUAUUGGCUGACAGCAGUCAGCUGAUGCUCUCAGUCAGUGGUGUACAUACUGCGGUCGCAGGGGUCGAGGCUGCGACCGGGCUGGCCCACCAGGGGGCCCGGCCACCAUUCGACCCGGUAUGUAUGCCAGUGUGGCCCGCCUCUUCUCCUGGGGUGCCUGAGGCUGGCCCUGGUGUCACAGGGCGGGCAGGCAGGCUGGCGGGCGCGUGAGGGAGCACUCUCUCCUGAGCGCUCUCUGCCCAGCUCCCUUGCGCACCGCACUGAUACCGGAGCCGGAAGAUGACGUCAUAUUCUGGUUCUGGCAUCAGUACGCUCCCUCGCACGCCCGCCAGCCCGCCGGGUGACACCACUGGACCCCAGGAAAUCCCCUCAGCUCUCCCAAAGGUAGGGAGGCUGGGAGAUGAAAUUCUUUUUAAAAAACGUGUGUGUGUUACUGUGUGUGUGUGUUAGUGUGUGUGUUUUAUUGUGUGUCUGUUACUGAGUGUGUUAGUUUGUGUGCGUCUGUUAGUGAGUGUGUGUUUUGUAAGUUAAUGUGUAUGUGUCUGUCAGUGAGUGUGUAUGUAUGUCUGUCACUGAGUGUGUGUCUGUCAGUAAAUGUGUGUGUCUGUUAUCUAGUGUGUAUGCGUCUGUUCGUGAGAGUGUGUGUGUCUUAAGCACUUACCUUUCUCCAGCGCCGGACUCCCUUGGCGCUGGGGAUCUCUCCGCCCCGAUCCGCCUCUCAGCUCCAAAUGCUCAUGUGUGGCAAGAGCCGCACGCGCAUUCAAACCGCCCAUAGGAAAGCAUUACUGUGAUUUUCACAGUGAGAAUCGCGGAAGCUCCUCUAGCGGCUGUCAAUGAGACAGCCACUAGAGGCUGGAUAAACCCUCAGUGAAACAUAGCAGUUUCUCUGAAACUGAAAUGUUUUCAGCUGCAGGGUUAAAACUAGAGGGACCUGGCACCCAGACCACUUCAUUGAGCUGAUGCGAUCUGGGUGUCUGUAGUGGUCCUUUAAUUGUAUGUGUAUCUAUGUACAUAUCGCGGUCGCAGGGGAGCGAUCGGGUGCCCGCCGCCAUGUGGGGGGGUGGGAGGGGGCACGGAUCAGUUUUCGCACCGGGGCCCCAUGGGUUGUGUGUACGCCACUGCUCUCAGCCAAUAAAUGGCUGAUGGGACCAUCAUCCAGCUUCUGUCGCUCUAAUGUUGUCACCAACUAGAGAGUAGACGAGGAGCUCAGCGGGACCCAGGCAAGAGGGCAAACCAUUGUAAAACAGUUUGCUCCAUUACCAGUAAAUUUAACCAAGGUACUUCUGGCAUCAUAAUGCCUCCAGUGGGUUAUAGUGGUUAUGAUGCUUGAAGUAACCCUUCCUUGUUCGUGUUUUGUAUCAUGCAAUUAUAAAACCAAGAACCAUAGACUUUAUACCCGGUGUAGAUAGAAUAAGUGUAGCAUUGAGCAUGCACGUGUUUAGUAUAAAUGUAUGGAACUGCUAUGGUUUGUAAUGUUGGAGGAGAUUUGAAGGCAGAGGGUUAAUAAAGCUAUGAUCAGCUCUGCAGUUUCACAUCUAUGACAAGUUUGGGAGCAUUACCACCAUCCUGGUUUAAUGGUAAUGGCAAACUGGCAUGGGUAUAAGGAGGGGACAUAAUCUAAUUUGCAUAAAUAUGAAGAAUGUCAGUGAGGGAUUUUUCAUUGAUCUGAUGCGAGGGAGGGAUAUGGGCAUUGAUAAGGUUAAAAAGUGUGGGGUAUGAUCAUGAUUGGAUGUAGUAAUGGCCACAUAAGGCUAUCUGAAAUAUCAUUAUUAUUAAAAUUCAUAUAGCGCCAGCAUAUAUUCCACUGAUCUUUGCAAUUAUACAGUGGGGAUAUAACAUAACACGUAGUGACGUACAGAGUAAUGUUGGUAAAAUAGGAGGUGAAGAGGGCCAUGCUCAAAGAGCUUACAAUCUAGGAGAUAUAAAAUUCACUAGUGUCUUUGAUUAGAUACAUUUUCUUCUGCUGUGUGUCUUGUGUAAAUGCAAUAACAAGCGCAAUGGGUGUAAAAUCAGACUAACUCCAUAAAAAUAGAAUCUUUGGAUUCUUUUACUGUUUUCAUUCCAUUACGAAUAUCUUGUGUUUAUGUCUUUAUUUUAUCUAGGUAGUGAGAGAUCAUUGACCUCUAUGUAAAAUGAUACACAAGAUACAGACUAAAAGCCAUAAAAUUAUAUAAAGUCAUAGGAUUUAGCUUAGAAGAAAAAAGAUCAGGUCACAUUAGUUAACAGAUGUGUAAAGAAAUUGUAUGAUAUAUGUAAGAAUAACCAUAACUGCCAUGCAUUUAAUUAUACUUUCAUCAUAAUUCUCUCGUAAACAGGUCUCCCGAAGGCUGCCUUCAUAAGUCACAACCGCAUGCUGCUAGCAACUGGAUUGUUUGAUAUUUGCCGUAUACGACAAAGAGAUAUUAUAUAUACCCCCCUGCCACUGUAUCAUAGUUCGGCGAUGAUGAUUGGAAUCGGUGGAUGUAUCAGUAAAGGUAAUCACAUUAUUACAGCCAUUUCAUAUUAAUAUAGAUAUGUGAAAUUAAUAACUGAAGAGAUACGGAAUGCAUCAUAUUCCAACGAUCCUCUUGUGGUAGGAUUAGGCAACCUCUGUGCUAGAUCUCCUAAGGUGCCACGUUGCAUCUGGAGAGUCCUAACUGACAGUAGCUGGGACAAUUAUAGAAGUAUUGUGAAUAUUGCUUAAUUUAGCAUUAGAAGAUUUUUUAGGCCAGUCAUCAGGUAGGUAAAGUGCCUAUUCCAGUAACGGGUCCAGAAAACAGAAGACCCUUGGUCAAUUCCAAUCUCUAUGAAUGUGAAGCAGUGUAAUGCUGUGUCUGCUAAAAUAUAAAGACCCAGGCUUGAGAUUGGGGUGAAAAAACUGACAAAGACAAGGGAGCUUGAGAAGGUCUGAGAUGAACAGAAAUUUAAAGUGAAUAUGAAUAUAAGAGGUACAGAACUAGAGAUUGAAAGGACAAAGAGUUUGGCAUUAAAAAUGUGUCAAGAAGAGUUUGGGUUGUGGUUAACAAAUACAUGUAGAAACUGGCCAGGAAUGGGAUGAAGUAAUUAUUUUAAAUCAGUACUGAAGUUCACAAUUUCUACAGGUAGCCUGAAUUCCACAAUUUCUAAAGAAAUGCACUUUUUAUUCAGUGGGUGCUCUAUCAAUCAUGGACCAUGUCCUACCAGCCAUAAUGUGACAGGACAGAGUAAUGUUCUCAUGUUCCUCCUCUCAUCACAAUAGCCCUAAUAUCCCUAAUAAAAAGAGGAGGCUUUAUUUGCCAGGAAACAUCAACAUCGCCCUGGUUAAUAAAGUAGUAACUGUUUUCUUCUUGUUUUAAUAGGAGGUCUGGAGGGGUGGGUUGGGGGGGGGGGGAAGGAUUAUUGAGAGUUCAGAAUCAGAAACCAUUAACAUUUGUUUUAUGUAGAAAAACAUCUUGAUUUGAAAAAAAUAGUUAUAGUUAGAUAAUUUUCAUUUUUCAGUUAUUUUGGUCUCAAAUUCUUAAGUCGCUUUUAAAUUCUUUAGUUUAGUGGGGAAAAACCCCCCACAAAGAGUUCAUAUUUGAAACUGAUUUUUGUGCCAUGACCUGCAGAUAAUAGAGUUUAUACACUUACUUGUUGUUUGCUCUUUAACCCUGUGUGAAUAUUUUACCUUUUGCUCUCUAACCCUUUGUAUAUUUGUGUCAUUAAGUCUAAUAUUUGCUUCCCUUACAAACUGUUUAUGUUUUUGAAAAACGGUUAGACAGUGUUUUCGGGGGUUGUUUUUUUAUCUGUUAUUUCUCAAUGCUUUUAGGUUGCACUGUGGUCUUGCGCCAGAAGUUUUCAGCCAGCCAGUUUUGGGAUGACUGUAGAAAGUACAAUGUGACUGUAAUACAAUACAUUGGAGAAGUCCUGCGAUAUCUUUGCAAUGUUCCAAAGGUAUUUUCAUUAGCUCUCAUAGUAAAAUAUGUCUCACCAUCAGACAUAGCUGUGACAUAUGUUUAAGUGGUACACUGACUGUGAUACUUAUUAAUAGGCACACUGACUGUGGUAUUUAUUAAUGGACAAACUUACUAUGGUACAUAUUAAUUGGCAAACUGACAGUGGUAUGUUUUUAAUGGGUAAAUCUGACUGUGGCAUGUUCUGUAAGCCUUCCUCCAGUAAUUCAGCAUGGAGCAUAUAAGACUGAGAUAACGUAAACAAAUAUCUCCCUCUGUUCUCCUUACAUCCGUGUAUGAGUGAUGGGCUCCUGAAGUGAGAAUGACAGCCGGCACAGAGGAUGUGGAUGUAUGAACUGAAAUUAAAGAUUUGAGUUCCCUGACCUGCAGUAGACCCCAGUUCCUUCCAUUGUAAUGUCACUGAGCCUGCAGCCCACAACUUCCCCCAAGCCCUGCCCCCCAAUCUCCACACCUCUUUUCUCAGCAGUACAUUUAGAGGUAUGGAGGCACAGACUGAAUUUUCCUCUGCAGAGAGCUGCAGACAAUCUUUGAGCAGGAGAUGUAUUAUAGGAAAUGUUUCAGGUCAGCGGAAGCUACUGCUUCCUUCCACCGAAGUGAUACUCUAUCCACAGGAGUAAAACAUUCUAAAGGAGGACUCAGGCCUGUGAAUGUAUCCCAUGGAAAACUGCACUAGGGGCUUUUUCUUAAGCUCACUCAGAACUCUAGCCUGGAUUAGUUCUCUCCCUCCGCCCCCAGCAAUGCUUCUGCCUCCAAUCUAACUUGGCAUUGCUGAGUUAUAACUUUUAUCAGUUGAAUAUUGAAAAAACGCACAACAUUUAAAGCUGGAAUUCCUAGAAAUCUAUUCAGUUUUAAAAUAAUAAAUUGUAAAAAUAUAUAUUAUUUUAUAUUCCUACAGAGAGAUGACGAUGCUUCACACAAUGUCCGUAUGGCCUUGGGAAAUGGUCUUCGGACUGACAUCUGGAGUGAGUUCCUUAGGAGAUUUGGUGAUGUUCACGUAUAUGAGUUUUAUGCAGCUACUGAAGGAAAUAUAGGGUUUGUCAAUUACACAAACACAGUUGGAGCAGUUGGAAGAGCGAACAUCUUCCAGAAGGUAAGAUUUUUGUAUAUGCAAUUUCAUAUUAAACACUGAUCAGCCACAACAUUAAAACCACCUGCCUAAUAUUAAGUAGGAUCCUCUCGGGCUGCCAAAACAGUUCUGAUGCGUUGAUGCAUGGACUCCACAAGACCUCUGAAUGUGUCCUGUUUUAUCUGGCACCAAUACAUUAGUAGUAGAUCCUUUAAGCCCUGCAAGUUGCGAGGUGGGGCCUCCAUUAAUCGAAUAUGUUUUACCAGCACAUCCCAUAGAUGCUUAUUCAAAUUAAGAUCUGGGGAAUUUGGAGGCCAAAACAAUACCUUGAACUCUUUGUCAUAUUCCUUAACUCAUUCCUGAACAAUUUUUGCAGUGUGGCAGGGUGCACUAUCCUGCUGAAAGAAACCACUGCCAUCAGGGAACAUCAUUGCCAUGAAGUGGUGGAUGUGGUCCACAACAAUCUCUAGGUAGGUGAUAUUUGUUAAAGUAAAAUCCACAUGAAUGCUAAGACCCAAGGUUUCCCAGCAGAACAUUGCCCAGAGCAUAACACUGCCUUCGCAGGCCUGCUUUCUUCUGUAGCAUCCUGCUGUUUUCUCUUCUUUAGGUAAGCGAUGCACAUGCAACCGGCCAUCCGCCUUACCUAAAAGAAAAUGUGAUUCAUCAGACCAGGCACCCUUCUUCCUUGCCCUUUGGUCCAUUUCUGAUGAUCAUAUCCCUGUUAAAGGCGCUUUCAACAGGGGUCAUCAUGGGCACUCUGACCGAUCUGCUCAGAUUUGAUCAGAUAUAUAUCCCACCUUUUGACAUGUGCUAUUGUAACAAUAUAAACAAUGUUUUUCACUUCACCUCUAAGUCGUUUUAAUGUUGUGGCCUAGCAGUGUGUAUAUGAUCCCACGAUUUCUAUGCUAUAUCAUUUUAUAUUUCAUCCCACAAACUCAUUUACCAUAUGAUUUCAUAUUUCACCCCAGGAUUGCUUAAUGAUUGAAUAUUUGACACCACUACACCAUACAUAAUGACACUGUGAAAAAAAAGAUGCGUGGUGCACAGUAGGCACUAAUUCAGCUAUCUCCCAAUAAUAAUAUGGCAGGAGAGUGGAUGAGGAAGCAGAAACUGUGCCAUCCUAACUCCUUUAGGGACUCUUCUACCAUAUCAAUAUUGAGAGAGAGAGUUGAAUUAAAGUUGGCAGCAGUGAAAAAUAACAAGUGAAAGAUACAUAAUGGUGACAAAUGUAUUAGGAUUAUUUCAAGCACCAUGACCACUCCAGGGAUCUGAAGUGGUCAAGGUGCUUAAAGUUUGUAUGUGCAGUAUUUCAGUACGAAGAAAGUUGGGCCAGGCACAUAUAGAUGGUAUUAAGGCUGAUUUUAUUAGAAAACCAUACAACAUUUCGGCCUGCUUUAGAACGUUGUAUGGUUUUCCAAUAAAAUCUGCCUUAACACCAUCUAUAUGUGGCGGGCCAACUUUCUUCAUGAUUAUUAAAAUGUUGGAAAUGGUCCAUCUUGGUCUGGAGGCACUAUGGAUGGAAGUGUUAUACAUCUUAUAUUCAGACUUGAUGGCACAAUGAAAGCAAUCAACAUACAGCUUUCACAAUCAGGUCUUAAUACAGCUAGAAUACAAAUUACUGUCUCUGUAAUUUGAUCUCUACCUUUUUAUGUCACUGUCCCCAUGUUUUCAAUCUCCGUGUUACUCUCCACAUUCACCCAUGUUUACAGUCUCCUUGAAUAUAUCACUUGCCCCAAGCACCCGUCCCUCGUUCCUUUUCCAAUUCACUCCCUGUACAUAUUACUUGUCCACUUCACUACAUUGCUGACCAUUUCACUUUCUAUCUACUCCAACUUGCUCCAUCCUCUUUUGGAGAACACUUAAUCUAGUGAUCCAUCUCACUUAGGAAUUGCAGUAGAGGCUGUCAUUACGUGAGUCUGUCCAUUUAACACAAAAUAUUUGACUAAAAUUUAUUUCAAAUGUUUGUUUAUUCUAACAUUUUUUUUUUUUUUUUAGAAAUUACUGCCAUAUGAAUUUAUUAAAUAUGAUGUGGAAAAGGAUGAACCUGUCAGAGACGCCAAGGGGCGAUGUAUUAAAGCACGGAAAGGUAUUAUUAAUUAUUUAAAGGGAUUUACCUUAAUUAUCUUGUCAUUUUCAGACGAUGUUGUUCCAGUUUUCUUGUGCAUGCUCUUGCAAGUUAUAUGAUUAGUAUUGUAUUUCUACAUAUAUGAUGGCAAACAUCCCAUAGAAAUGCAAAAUGCAUUCUCAUAAGUGUGAAACGCCAAUGCUUGCUGAAGUGCUUUAUGUGUGAAGAGUGUGUUCUCUCUUUUUUUUCUCUUCAUUUUACAAAAAGUGCAGAUUUCCAUAUAAAUUUGCACUUUUAUAAAUUAACCUUGUUACAACCCCCUGCCCUGGGGGAGGGGAGAAAAUGCAGUGGACAGCUAACAAUUUAAAUGGCAUCAGUGGUGGAGUCAGUGAGUUGGAUAGUUGGUUGACUAGUAACGAUUUUCCCACUGAUAGAAAUAUAAAUUAACAAGGGAGGUUGAUUCAGUAAAAAAUAAGUCUUUGUGGGGGGCGCAGACUAUUGGUACGCCUUUUUUGAACUCAGUUCUAGUUACAGAAAGACCACUGAAACUCAGUCCUGGUCACAGCUUUCAGCUUUCAUUCUUGUAGUGUGGCCGAGUUCUCAGUGGAGGCAAUAUCACUAUCCUACAUUGUCCCUCUCCUCUAUCCAGCUGCCACAUAAUUUUUGCACCAUGCAACAGCAAAGGUCUUUAAGCGGGUACAUUUCUGAUCUUUCUCUUUACCUAAGGAGCACUUCUGCUGGCCAAUAGCUGUAUUUUAAGUGAUUCAUGGCUGUCUGGAGGUGGGAGACAUCGGAGACAAACAUAGCCCUACAAAAUAUUUGGCAUGUACACAGCCUUAGCAAUCUACAAAAUGUAUUAAAUUAUUACUUAUUAUUUAAAGAUCAGUUCUUAAAUUCUUACAUAUCAUGUUAUGUUUUUUUUGACUAAAGAAUGCUGUUUUUUUACCCCAGAGUUUGAGGUAAAAAACUGUCUGUGUUGAAGAUUCCGAGUGUAUGUGCAAGCACUGUGGCGAGAUCAAGCCAGGUGUAAGAGUAUUUUUUUUUUGUUGCUAGCCGCAAGUUGCCACGGCAACCCUCUAAUACCACUCAUUGCCCUGGCUUUUAAAAAGAGCAGUGGAGGUGCAGGCUAGAGUCCUUCACUAUGUUGUCCCUUCCUGGUCAAAGAUAAGCAGAGAAGGGGAAUAAACUUAAAUAAAGUAAAAUAAAUUUGUAUAAUGAUAAUACAUUUUUUUUUUUAUUAAACUGCUCCUCUCUCACCGCCCUACACAAUACCACCCCUAUCCCACCUCCCAAAUUCAAACACACAGAGACUAGAGCCUCCGUAAAUCACAUUCUAUAUCCAUGACAUACACUUCCUCUCUAACAUACACAGUAUAUCGCCUGCACACACAUUAUAUUGUCUAUACACACACAAACACACAUUACAUCCUCUACACAAAACCCUUACAAACAUACACUACAGACACUAUACACACACACACACGCAAGCAUACUAAAGCUGUCCAAAGUAAAGACAAAUAUGUUUAUAGGGCCUGAUGGGACAGGAGUAGUCCCAGAAUAUUGGAAGUUAGCGAAUUUUGUGCCCAUUCACAAGAAAGGUAGUAGGGGGAAAGUAAUGGAAACCAUGUAAAAGGAUAGGAUUGUUGAACAUCCAAAAUCACGUGGAUUUCAAGAUCAGAGACAACAUGGGUUUACUUCAGGGAGAUCAUGCCAAACUAAUCCUAUUGAGUUUUUUGACUGGGUAACUAAAAUAAUAGAUCAGGGUGGUGCAGUAGACAUUGCUUACCUAGAUUUCAGUAAGGCUUUUGACACUGUUGCACAUAGAAGGCUUAUCAAUAAACUGCAAUCUUUAAGUUUGGAUUCCAAUAUUGUUGAAUGGGUAAGGCAGUGGCUGAGGGACAGGCAACAGAGGGUUGUAGUCAAUGGAGUAUAUUCAAAGCUUGGGCUUGUCACCAGUGGGGUACCUCAGGAUCUGUACUUGGACCCAUUCUCUUUAAUAUUUUUAUUAGUGAUAUUGCAGAAGGUCUUGAUGGUAAGGUAUGUCUUUUUGCCGAUGAUACUAAGAUUUGCAACAGGGUUGAUGUCCCAGAAGGGAUAAGCCAAAUGGCAAAUUAUAUAAGUAAACUAGAAAAAUGGUCAGAUAUGCAUCUUGGGUGUAAAAACCCAAGGGCAGAGUACAGAAUAUUUGAUUCAGUCCUAACAUCAAUAUCUGAGGAUAGGGACUUAGGGAUAAUUAUUUCAGAUUAUUUAAAGGUAGACAAUGUACGCUUGGAGCAUUGUACGCACUGGGGACCGUAUCUCCAGAAGGAUAUUAAUUCUUUGGAGAGAGUUCAGAGAAGUGCUACAGAACUGGUUCAUGGAUUUCAGGAUAAAACUUACAAGGAAACAUUAAAGGAUCUUAACAUGUAUAGCUUGGAGGAAAGACGAGACAGGGGGGUAUGAUUGAAACAUUUAAAUAUAUAAAGGAAUCAACACAGCAAAGAAGGAGACUAUAUUUAAAAGAAAAAAACUACCACAAUAGGAGUACAUAGUCAUAAAUUAGAGGGGCAAAGAUUUAAAAACAUUAUCAGGAAGUAUGACUUUUACUGAGAGGGUAGUGGAUGCAUGGAAUAGCCUUCCAGCUGAAGUGGUAGAGGUUAACACAGUAAAGGAGUUUAAGCAUGCGUGGGAUAAGCAUAAGGCUAUCCUAACUAUAAGAUAAGGCCAGGGACUAAUGAAAGUAUUUAGAAAAUUGGGCAGACUAGAUGGGCCAAAUGGUUCUUAUCUGCCGUCACAUUCUAUGUUUCUUAUACACAUACACAUUAGCUACAUCCCUUAUACACAAAUACUACAUUCCCUACACUCAUAAGCUGACGUUUACCGUAAUUACAGUGCUGGUUGUUUUGUUUCUGUUUUUUCCUCUAAAUUUCUAGUUAAACUAUAUUGAAGCCUCUUAUAUGCAGAUCUGUCUUUUACUCGACUCUUCCCAGUUUGAAAGGAGUCUCAGUUGCACUGGGGAGGAGAGAUUUCUUAGUAAAUCAAAUAGAUCAUGGAUAGAUGAAGCCAAUUGAUGGUCAUAAUACUUGGUUGCCAUGCGAAUAAGCUGUUAGAUUUGUGUAGCCACUGGAUUUAAAUGAUCCACCAGGGACACUAAAUAAAUCCUGGAGAGGGAACAUAGUAACAGGAAAGGGUACAAUCACUCAUGGUGCAUACAUUGGGACUAAGAAAAUGAUUUAUUUUGGUUUUAAGGUGCAGGCAAAGCAAAGCAUUUCCUGUGUGGGAGGCUGUUAGACAGGAAGUGAUAAUUUCCUCUUCCUGUCCAGCCUCACACACACACACUGGAGGAGCUGAGAAAGCACUGUAUUUUACACCCACUAUAACUGUUCCUGCAGCUCUGCUAUAAAGCAUAGGAGGCUGAGCUGACUACAGAGGACACUGGACAAGGCUUCUGGUGCUUAUUUCCCUCACCAGCCCACUUAAAGGGACACUAGAGUCACCAGAACAGCUACAGCUUAAUGUAGUGGAAUACAGUUUUGUAUUUCUAACACUUUAGUUUUCCUUUAAAGGAUUCUCUUGAAAAUCAUCUAAACUGCAUGAAAUAUCUGCUUCCCCAAACCACAAUAAAAAUGGGCUUUACUGCACAGCUAUUCAAAUAUAUAUUUAAUGUCUGCAAUUUAUUUAAUGUGAACGCCCAUACAUCCUUUGUAUACCGUACUUCUGAUAUCUCCUGGAACAUGUUUAAAGUAAAAACCUUGUUAUAUUUUAUUUCACAUAUUUUAGGCCAGCCUGGACUUCUGAUUGGUAAGAUUACGUCAAUAAAUCCCUUUGCUGGCUAUGCUGGCAAUAAAACCAAUACGGAAAAAAAGAUACUGAGAGAUGUCUUCCGUAAAGGAGAUGCAUAUUUUAACUCCGGAGAUCUCUUAACCGUUGACCAACAAAACUUCAUCUAUUUCCAUGAUAGAAUUGGAGAUACUUUCAGGUAAGUCACAUUGUAUAAUAGCUGUAAGUUAGAGUGUGCUAAUCGAAGUAUGUCCGCGUAGAAAUUGGUUUAAAAAACGCUCAUGUCAUUCUCAGGACCAAAGUAAUGUAGGGACUAUUGGAGAUGAAGCUCCAGGCUUACACAUUGCAAAAGGCAAUGCUGUUUUAUGAUUCUUUGUUUUUCUUUUACUUGUAAUGAGCUAUUGCAUGCCCCUAAAAUCGUUAUCCUAGGAAGAGAGUAAAAUGACAAGGGCUAGUGACACAAAUCACAUCACUGGCACCGUCCCAAAGGGUGCAGAUCUGACUGUAAAGGGUAUAUGUCCACCAGAAAAGGCCUGCAGUGAAUGCAUGAUAAGCUGCCUGAUAUUUAUUAAAGGGACAUCAUAGUCACCACAACAACUACAGCUUAUUGUAUUUGUUCUGGUGAGUAUAAUCAUUCCCUUCAGGCUUUUUGCAGUAAACACGGUUUUCUCAUAGAAGAGGCAGUGUUUACAUUACAGCAAAAAGAUUGGAGAAAUAAACUUCAAUUUUUUUUACCAGACCAAAUAAUUUGUGUGAUUAAGACACUAGUGUAAAAAAAAACCUUAUAACAAAACUCAAGUGUAUAUGGCUCUCCACCCUCACACAAACAAAGCCAUCAAAAGUGAGUUUGGCUCUGAAAAAGAAAAUGUACUUAAAUCUAAAUUUUCACUUUAUAGCCUCUUCCACAGCUCAAUAAUAUUGCAUAAGUUAAGGAGAGAGGUUCCACCUCAUUACCACAUAGAAUAACACUUCCCUUAAAAUCCCCCUCGAAGAAAGCAUAAGGGGGAGAAACACAAAGUUUCAGACCAUUGGCUAAUUGCAGAUAAACACUUUGUUACAUACUGCGAUAAAACACUUUUAAUAGCUGGGAACAACUGCAAUUCUCACAAAGCACAGUAUAAUGCAUUACCAAAAAGACCACUUUUGAUGGUUCCAAUUUUUCUUCGAUUACGGUGGUCAAAGGUUGAUCCUCAACUGGCAAAGCAUCACUGAAUAUGUAGUUUUAUAGCAUUCGGGAAUCAACCUUUGUCCACCUCUGUUAUACAAUACUCAGAUAUAUGGAAAUACUAUUAUACCCUAAUACAGCAUGUAGCCGUAUGAACACCUUUUGUGAUAUACCAAGACCUUCUGGCACACUAGAGAUUCAGAUAAACAUAAAGUUCACAAGUAUAAAUGUAUUCUCAUUUUUAGGUGGAAGGGUGAAAAUGUAGCCACCACAGAAGUUGCUGAUAUUCUGGGCCUGGUCACUUUCAUUGAAGAAGUUAAUGUUUACGGUGUACCUGUUUCAAGUAAGAAAAGUUAAAUUACUUGAUUAAAGUUAUUUUUUUUUGUAUGGCCAGGUUUGUUGUGAUGUUGGGUACUGCAGUUCUAAAAUGGAGUGCAUUCUUUUUUUUUUGGUCUUCAAAAAGUGCCUGGUCAUUUCAAGUAUUCUUUCAAAUGUGGAGAAUCUGUUACCGUUUAUUUGCCACGUCAAAGGUUAAAGGAAAUCAAUGAGGGUCUAAGGCAAUGGUAGUCAACCUUUUUCUACCAACCGCCCGCUAAUGCAUCUUUCUUGAUGGAAAAAUUUCCUUACCGCCCACCAGUUUUUGCGCAAGUGCUGAAUAUUUAGAAAGGAGGGUGUUUUAAAAAAAAUAAAUGUACGUACAUUUAUCUUUUUAUUUCUACUUUAUGCAUGUUUAUAAUGUUUUUAACUUUAUAAAGUUUAAUGAGAAAACAAUAAAGUAAAUUGAAAUUACCCUUACUAGUGAUUAAUGAGAUCCUUGAGGUUGAUGCUGCGAGACUAAAUAUUUGAUAUCUGGUCCGAUUUUCGUAAGGAACAAACGAAGGUCUCCUCUUUUGGUGAUAUUCAGACGACUUCUCUGUUUGCUCAUAAUAUGAUUUCUCAUCUGUGUGUCAGCUCCCCUACUCUCCCUCCUCAAUUCCCAUCCUCACCUUUUUUUCCCCUUUUUUCUAUUUUUUUAACUUUCCUUAUAGCAAUGCCCAGUAGGAAGGCUGAGCUAGGUAGCCCACUAUAACAGACAGGCACACAUACAUACAUACAUACAGACACACACAUACAUACACAAGACACACACACACAAGACACACAUACAUACAAACAGACAGGCACACAUACACACCUACAGACACACACACACACACACAAGACACACAUACUUACAGACAGGCACACAUACAUACAGACACACACACACACAGACAUGCACACAUACAGACACAUACAUACUGACACACACAUAAGACAUACAUACAAAGACACAUACACACAUACAUACAGACAGACACAAGACACAUAUACAUACAAAGACACAUACAUAAGACACACAUACAUACAAAGACACACACACACACAACACAUACAUACAAAGAAAAGACACACAUACAUACACACAUAUAUACAGACAGACACACACACAUACAUACAAAGACACACACAUAAGACACACAUACAUACAAAGACACAUACACACAUACAUAGAGACACCUACAGACAGACACACAUAAGACAUACAAAGCAAAGAUACACACACAAUACAUACAUACAAAGACACAUACACACAAACAAACACACACAAACUAUUUUAGUCACCCUCCUGUUUCCUACCUUUUAGGUGCAGGAGGGUGACAUUCCCUGGGGUCCAGUGAUGGCUCAGGUUGAUGAGAGUCAGAGUUUCCACUCUGACUCCCUUCACUCUUCCUUCCGCGCAGGCUGUGUGUUAGCUGGGAGGAGUGAUGUGCAGUCACUUCCUCCCAGCAAAGUGUGAUGUAAUCACAGGGGGCCCAGUCGCGCUGUUAAAGCACCCAGCGCUGACCGGGCCCCCUUACAAUCCAUAACCAUCGGAUGGCCCUGACACAAUGGGCCACCCGAUGAACUCCUUGGACGGCGGCCCCGGCGGUUUGCCGCGCGGGCCGGGGCCAAAAUGGUGAUGGCUCGCACCCGCCCGCCCAAUCUCUCAAAAUGAGGAAAUCCCUACCGCCCACCUGGAAUCCUGAAACGCCCACAAGUGGGCGGUAGGGACCAGGAUGACGACCAAUGAUCUAAGGACAUGUCUAUUUGGACAGUGGAAUUCUGUGACUAAAUAAUUUCAAGUAUGUAAUCAUACCGUUUAUGUACUAUUUAGUUCUCACAGCAUGUGCUGAAAUCAGUUACCGGUAUUUAUGAAAUCAUGUACCUCCUCUGUCUUUAAAAAAAUAUAUAUAUGUGUGUGUAUGUGUAUAUAUAUAUAUAUAUAUAUAUAUAUAUAUAUAUAUAACUUAACAAGGCAAUUCCUUCUCUCUUUCCACCUCCCUAGUUCCAUAAAUUGUGUUUGGCAAAUCUGUGUCAACCAAAAUUUUACUUUUCUUUCAGCUGGCUGAAGGCACAAAUUAAAUUUAUAUUGACUAUCCCACUUCUGCAUUAACAAUAUCAGUUUCAUCCAUAUUUUGGCUGGAAAGUUAUCUUAUGUGUUAAGCCAAUCAAUGACUUUAAAAUAUGGAUGAAAUUAAUAUUUAUAAUGCAGAAGAAAAACUGAAUAAGCAGAUUAGCAAUAGCCGAGCAGGGGGCAAGGCUGCAGAUGCCUUGGAGAUCCCCCAGUUUUGCUUACUCCUCUCAAACUGUUUGACCUGCAACCAAGGGGCAGCCCUCAGCCUAAUGUCACUGUCACCAUAAACUCUGCAUUGACAUAUAAUAUUCAGUGUGCCUAAACUACUCCUAUAAACCGAUCACAAAAGGUGUAGACAGUUUUUCAACUAUUACAUGAUAGCCCAGAGACAUUUUUUAGCCCAAAGACAUCAUAGUGCUACUUUGGUUAUGAGAGUUUAAAAAGUUCAGAUAAAAUUAUUCUAACCUUCCAGGUGUGUGCUAAAUCAUAAAAAAAUAGUGAUUAUGCACUCAUAAUCUUGUGUAUAUAUAGCUUGUGUGUGUAUAUAUGGUAUACUUAGGCCUGGGGGGCAAAUCCAGUCAAGUGGCCCAUUGCACCACCAAAUCAACUCACCAUCCAUGCCCACCUGGUUUCCUGGUUUGUGUAUAUUAUGGGUGCAGUGUAUGUGAGGUAUGCAGUGUGCGUGAGGGGUACAGUAUGAGUGUGUGAGGGGUACAUUGUGUGGGGUACAGUAUGAGUGUGUGUGGGGUACAGUGUGUGGGGGGUACUGUAUGAGUGUGCGAGGGGUACAGUAUGAGUGUGUGUGGGGUACAGUAUGAGUGUGUUUGGGGUACAGUGUGUGGGGGGUACUGUAUGAGUGUGUGAGGGGUACAGUGUGUGUGUGAGGGGUACAGUGUGUGUAUGGGGGUACAGUGUGUGGGGGUGUACAGUGUGUGUGUGUGUGUGUGUGGGGCUACAGUGUGUGUCUGUGUGGGGUACAGUGUGUGUGCGGGGUCAGCGGUGUGUUUACCCUGAGGCAAACAAGGCAUUUGCCUUGGGCGGCACUUUCUGAUGGCACUUUGAAAUGCCUUGCCGGCCUCUUGUCCUGGGGGGCCCAAGAGCUGGCUGGAUGGCCACCUCAGGGCCACCCAGACUGGCAGUCAUGGAACUUUCCGGGCGGGCGGCAAGGGAGCACUAAUCCUCGUUCAGCUCCCUUGCAUGCACCACAGUGAUGCCAGAGCCGGAAUAUGAUGUCACUCUGGCCCCGGCAUCACUAUGCGGCGUGCGAGGGCGCUGAACAGAAGGAUCAGUGCUCCCUCGCCGACUGCAGUGAUGGCCGGCGCCCAGCAGCCCCACUGGACCCCAGGGAAAGUAAUCAUUCACCCCAGCAUUCCUAAAGGUAGGGAGGCUGGGGGGAUUUAAUUUUUUUAAAAGUGUGUGUGUCUGUUAGUGAGUGUGUGUGUGUGUGUCAGUUAGUGUGUAUCUGUUAGUGAGUGUGUGUGAGUGAGUGAGUGAGUGUGUGUCUGUUAGUGAGUGUAUGGGUGUCUGUUAGUGUGUGGGGGUGUGUCUGUUAGUGAGUGUGUGUGUGUCUGUUAGUGAGUGUGUCUGUUAGUGAGUGUGUGUGUGUCUGUCUGUUAGUGUGUAUGUCUGUUAGUGAGUGUGUGUAUGUCUGUUAGUGAGUGAGUGUGUGUGUGUCUGUUAGUGAGUGUGUGUCUGUUAGGGAGUGUGUUACUAUGUGGGUGUCUGUUUGUAAGUGUGUGUGUGUGUCUGUUAGUGAGUGUGUGUCUCUUAGUGAGUGUGUGUCUGUUAGGGAGUGUGUUACUAUGUUUUUGUCUGUGAAUGAGUGUGUGUGUGUGUGUGUGUGUCUGUUAGUGAGUGUGUAUGCAUGUCUGUUAGUGAGAGUGUAUGCGUGUCUGUCUCUGUUAGUGAGUGUGUUAGUAUGCAUGUCUGUUAGUGAGAGUGUAUGCGUGUCUGUUAGUGACUGUGUGUGUCUGCUAGUGACUGUGUGUGUCUGUUAGUGAGUGUGUAUGUCUGUUAGUGAGUGUGUAUGUCUGUUAGCUAGUGUAUGUGUGUCUGUCAGUGAAAGUGUGUGUCUGACACUGAGUGUAUAUGUGUCUGUCAGUGAGUGUGUAUGUGUAUUUAGAAGGCAGGGCGGGGGCAGAGGGGGUGCCUGAGUUUUGUCAUGCCUAGGGCAGCACAAAACCAGGAUACACCACUGUGUGGGGUAUAGUGUGUGUGGGCUACUGUGUGUGAUAGGGGUACAGUGUGUGGGUGGGAAAUAUGUGGGGGGGCAGUGUGUGAAUGUAAAAGUUUUUUGUAUAAAAAAAUAAAAAUAAUAAUUAUAAAAUAAAUAUAUAUAUAUAUAUAUAUAUAUAUAUAUGUGUGUGUGUUUGUUUUUUUAAACUAAAAUGAAUAAUAUUUAUAUCCCCCUCCCUCCUUACCUUUUCUGAGGGAGGAGGGUUCUUUCGCAAUCCUUAGUGGUCCUUGUGGAGAAUCCCUGGCGGUUCUAGUGGGGAGUGCAGCUCAGGCUAGAGUUCACUCUCGCGGGAUUUGGAGCGUUGCAGUGGCUGAGCUCCUGGGUCCUCUCGCCCUCCCCUGCCGGCUGUCAGCAAUGUGCCUGUGGGCCAGAGGGGAGAUCUCUUGGAUAGCACCGGACCUGCAGGGGAGAGCAUCGCCUCUUGGGGGGGCAAUUGUCCUGUUGUUCCCCACCCCUCCGGAUCCGCCACUAAGCGGCCUGGGGAGCAGUUGCCUCCCUGCCACCCAUCCCAGCCCGCCCCUGGUAACCAAUGAGCUAAAUAAAUUAUUUAAUUCUUUGGGAAAUUACUACAAAUUUAUCAUUGAAAAUGCAUUAUAGCUUUAUCAAUGCCAUCUUGAUAUAGCAGACAGGGGGGAAAAAGUGUAUAUAGCUGUAUAUUUCUCAUGGUCACACAGCAUAGUUUGUGCCUCAAUUUUAUUAAAUCAUAGAUGUAAAAUUAUAGGAUAUUUGUGGAUAGGCAGGCUGUUUGUUCUGUGUGAAACUCACUGACCUUGUGUUUCCCUAAUUUCCUUUUUUUAAUAGAUCAUGAAGGCCGAAUAGGAAUGGCUGCUAUACGGGUGAGGGAAUACUAUGAAUUUGAUGGGAGGAAAUUAUAUGCACAUGUCAGAGACUUCCUGCCAAACUAUGCAAGGCCUCGAUUUAUCAGAAUCCAGGUGAGUAGCAUUUGUAAGGAAGUAUAAUAUUAAUUUGUAAGUAUAAAGCCCAGACUUUGUCACUAUCUGUCUGAAAUAACACUGCCCCCCCAAAAAGAAAAUUUCAAAUAAACAUUUUACAGGCUUUAUCCUACACUUGUCAUUGACCUACACUGUAAGUUUGUUUGAGCAGUGUCCUCGUCAACCUAUUGUUCCUGUAACAUUUUGUAAUUGUUUAAUUUAUUGUAAAAUAUCCUCCAUUUUAUAGCAUUGUAAAGCACUGCAGAACAAGUUGGCGCUAUAUAAAUGCCAAAAUUUAUUAUAAUAAGUAUCAUAACUAAACCUUUGAGUGCUGCAGCAGAACGUGAAAAUAUGCACAACCUCAUGUGGCGUAAAGUAAGAGGAAAUUUCGCUUGUUGAAUCUUCCCUGUUGUUGUUGUUAUGGGGUCUUGGGAAACCUUCCUUUUUUUUAGUCCCCCCACCCCUAAAGAAAUGGUCACUUAUCAUCAUCAUCAUUCAUAGAGUGCCAACAUAUUGUGCAGCUCUAUAAAAUGUUACAAUGAGGAUCUAAAACAGGUGGUUAUUAAAUUCAGUAUAUUGGCAACAGAGCUGAUAAGUGACAAGGGACCUGCUGUAAUGAACUUAAAAUCUAGGCGUACCGUUGAAGAUCUCAUAUAUUGACCCACAACACGAUUUGGUAUGAAACAGAGGAAAUGUGGUCUCUCAUGCUAUCAGUGGUUACCUUUUUUUCUUCCAUUAAUGCUAAUCUACCAAUCAUUUGUAAUCAAGCAUUGUGCCAACCGAGGGAGAAGGCCUGUAUUGUGGAAUGACUGGUGCUAUAAAUUAAAGAACCAAUGUAAAGCCACAUAGGGGAGUUAGAUCAGGAAAUUAAGAAAGGUAAAUGUUUGGAUAGUGCUUCUUACAGGACCCAUUAAUCUAGCCACAGAUCAAUCUUGUAUACAGUGCUAUAAUUGUAAAGUGGGUGUAACCGGCUAAGCCUGCUCUAUAGAAUGCACAUUAAACCCUUUAGGUUUCUGUUUGUGGAUAAUGAGAUAAAUAGCCAUGUUUCACCAAUGAUAGGGCUGAACAUUUUCCUAAGUGAGAAACGGGAACACAAGAAAAUAUUUUGCUGUACAAGUAACUUUGUUUUUCACUUAUUAUUAUCACAUUUCCACACUUUUUAUAUUUUUUAUGCAAAUCACAUAUUUGGCUAAACACGCUUCCUAUCUUAUCCAUUUUAGGAUGUUUUAGAAACCACAGGAACGUUUAAACAGCGCAAGGUGGAGCUUGUAAAGGAAGGAUUUGACCCAUCUAUAAUUUCCGAUCCCCUAUACUUCCUGGACGAGAGAGAGAAGAAAUAUGUUCCUAUGACUCAGACUAUUUUUGAUGAAAUCAAAUCUAGAAAAAUAAAAUUAUGAGACUGGAUCCUAUGCAGAGAAACCUUGACUACCAUCAUAUGCAAUGGAUUGCUAGUCGUGUUUGUAGAUAGUUUAUUUUACAUUAAAAGAAAUUGUUAAUGUUAAUGCAUGUUUGUCUUU
This is a messenger RNA of Pelobates cultripes (western spadefoot toad), 34022 nucleotides long. NCBI's taxonomy places the organism in Eukaryota, Metazoa, Chordata, Amphibia, Anura, Pelobatidae. The record is from the annotation of a GenBank genome assembly.